AUGCGGUUCGCGUGCUCGUCUCGCGUGGGCCCCCCGCCGCGGCGACCUUCCACGGAGAGGGUGUCCGAGCAGAGUGGCCGAAGUAGGGGCCCAGUGCGCCCCGGGCCGCCGGGACCGUUAACGGUCGCGCGGGAGGAGCGAGGCUGGGCCGAGGUCGCGGCGCCGUGUGGCGCUGGCGGGGGGGGUUUGUGUCGCGGAAGGUGUGAGGCGGGGAGGGCCCCAAAAGGGUCACAUGGCACGAAGAUAGAGCCUUGGUGCAUGAAACCCUCCCUUGUGCCCUCUCUGCAGACCACCGGGCUGGUAGGAUUGGCUGUAUCUGAAAAUCCUCACGAGCGCCUGCGAAUACUGUAUACAAAAAUUCUCACUGUCCUGCAAAGCAUUCCCAAAGAUGCUGCAUAUAGGAAAUACACCGAGCAGAUUGUAAAUCAGCGAAUGAAUUUAGUGCAAACAGAAAAAGAUGUGCAAAAACUAGAAGACAAGCUGAAUAGUGGCCACAUAGAAGAAGUCAUUUUACAGGCUGAAAAUGAGCUUUCUCUGGCAAGAAAAAUGACACAGUGGAAACCAUGGGAACCUCUAGUUGAUGAACCUCCUUCUGACCAGUGGAGAUGGCCAAUAUAAUACUCAAAGUGGU
Tinamus guttatus (white-throated tinamou) is the source of this 631-nucleotide messenger RNA. RefSeq names its product NADH:ubiquinone oxidoreductase subunit A5 (gene NDUFA5). NCBI's taxonomy places the organism in Eukaryota, Metazoa, Chordata, Aves, Tinamiformes, Tinamidae. The record is from RefSeq and is a predicted model, not a curated record. Gene Ontology annotation, biological process: respiratory electron transport chain. Gene Ontology annotation, cellular component: respiratory chain complex I.